Molecule: messenger RNA, 3318 nt
Organism: Chlamydomonas reinhardtii
Lineage: Eukaryota; Viridiplantae; Chlorophyta; Chlorophyceae; Chlamydomonadales; Chlamydomonadaceae
Exons: 12
Coding region: 117-1745 (542 amino acids)
Biological process (GO): protein N-linked glycosylation
Cellular component (GO): endoplasmic reticulum membrane
Molecular function (GO): GDP-Man:Man(3)GlcNAc(2)-PP-Dol alpha-1,2-mannosyltransferase activity
Source: RefSeq, a predicted model, not a curated record
AUAGCUUUGAGCCCAUGAGUAUUUCACAUUUGGCCCUGCCAUGGCCAACGCCUAGGUUCUGAACGCAACACUCGAUUCCGCGGGACGAGGGCUUCUUGCCCUCUGCAGCUCGAAAGAUGUAUACGGACGCGUUAGAUUCGCUGCUGUAUCUUACAGCGGCAGCUCUUGCAGCUGUGAUUGCGAGCGUGCUGCUGGCGUUCUGUGUACUGAUGGGCGUGGUGGCGUUCUUCCAUCCCUUCGCCGACGGGGGCGGUGGCGGAGAGCGCGUGCUUUGGUGCGCGGUCAAGGCGGUGCACGACGCCUCCAAGACAGCCAAGGUGGUCAUCUACUGUCGUGAGGGCUUGAGUGCGGCCGCCCUAGUGGAGGACGCGCAGCGCCGCUUUAACAUACGCAUCGACAAGCCCAUACAGGUGGUGCCGCUGCGGCGUGUGGGCCUCAUCCAGCCGGAGCGUUACCCGCGCCUGACGCUGGUGCGGCAGGCGCUGGGCAGUGUGGCGCUGGGCUGGGAGGCGCUGAGGCAGGUGGUGCCGGAGGUGUACAUCGACACCACGGGCUGGGCCUUCCCCUACCCGCUGGCCUGGCGAGCCGGCGCCGCUGUGGUGGCGUACGUGCACUACCCCACCAUCAGCUCCGACAUGCUGGCGGCGGUGUGGGCCGGCAGCGCCACAGCCGUCAGCAACGACGCCGACAUCGCGGAGUCGCCCAUCAAGACCGCCGCCAAGCUGCUCUACUACGGCGCUCUGGCGGGCUGGUACGCCGGCUGCGGCGCCGUGACGCGGCUGGCGGCCGUCAACAGCAGCUGGACGCGGCGACACAUCGCGGGGCUGUGGCGCCUGGCGCGCAGGCCGCCCGUGCUGGUGUACCCGCCUGUGGACACGGCCGAGCUGCAGACGCUGCCGCUGGACCGCAAGCUCAAGCAGCUGUACCUGGUGUCCGUCAACCAGUUCCGGCCCGAGAAGAACCACCGGCUGCAGCUGGAGGCCUUCGCCGCCGCCAAGCGCUCGCCCGCCGCCGCCGCGCCCACGCUGGCGGGUGCGGCGCUGCGGGAGGCGCGGCUGAAGCUGGUGGGCGGCGUGCGCGGGCCGGCGGACGAGGCGCGGCUGGCGGGCCUGAAGGCGUACGCGGCGGAGCUGGGCAUUGCGGACAGCUGCGAGUGGAUUGUGAACGCGCCCUUCUCCGAGCUGCGCCAGCUGCUGGGCGGCGCGGUGGCGGGCCUGCACACCAUGACGGACGAGCACUUCGGCAUCAGCGUGGUGGAGUACAUGGCGGCGGGCUGCGUGCCCAUUGCCCACAACUCGGCCGGCCCCAAGAUGGACAUUGUGUUGCCGCUGCUGCUGGACGCCCAGGGCGCGGCGGCGCUGGCGGCGGCGGCCGGCUUGGGCCGCGGCGGCAGCGACAGCCUGGGCGGCUGCGGCGGCGCCGACGGCUUGCUCGGCCCCGCCGCCGACUCCCCCCUGGUGCUGGACGCGGGCGCGCACGUGUCGCCAGCUGGGGCCGCGGGCGCGGGCACGUGUCAGGCUGGUGGCGGCGGUGGUGGUGCUGUGGGCGGUGGCGCGGUGCAGGUGACUGGGUUCCUGGCUACCACUGUGGACGAGUACGCGGAGGCCAUCAUCAAGGUCCUGACCAUGGACCAGCGCGAGCGGCUGCGUGUGGCCGCCGCCGCCCAGCGCCAGGCGGGCCGCUUCAGCACGGAGCGCUUCCUGCAGGACUUCACCGCCGCGCUGGCGGAUGUGCUGCCGCCCUAGAGAGGGAGCGGGAGGGGAAGCAGGGGGGGCAGGAGGAAGGGGCGGGAGGAAGGGGCCGGGGAGGAGGCAGGGGUAGAAGGCGCGAGGUAGGGGAGGAAGGUGCGGGCUUCUUUGCACCCUUCCAAUUAAGCAAUCAGAGACAUGCGGGUGCAGGACAGGAGGGGAUGGAGGCAGGGAUCGGGGUGGGAGGUGUGGGCGCGAAUGCCCCAGCCGCCCACGCAGCAUGCGCCAGUGCCAGCCACCGGGACUGGGCAGCAGGCGCUGGUGCUGGAGGCGCAGGUGGUGCUGAGGGAGGUGAGCUGCCGGAGAGGCAGGUAGGUGUGUCCAAAGCCAAACAGUACUCAAUACCCGGAGCGGAGUAAAAGGGAGGAGAGGAGGAGAGCGGCGGUGUGUUCCAAUAAUAACCUUUCAACGGACCCCGGAAGGUUGUUGCGGUGCCACGUGCCAGCAGUCGGGCACGAGUGCCGUACAGGCGCUGCAGCGCUGCCCGGCACACACGUCCUGUGGUUUUGGGGAACUGGGCACUGACGCUUUGCGUGGGUAGCAGGCAAGCAGGACUGUUGCUGUGUGCUCCCCCACACCUCGUGGUGCAGAUCAAUGGGCCCCUUGCUGGGUGGGCGGAGAGGGCGGGUGGGAUUGGUACAGAGAAGUGUAGCGAGGUAGACAGGGGGGGCAGAAUAAAAGCUCACGCACCUGUCCUCACUGCGAAGCACGUUGCGGGGCUCACCCUUGCAAAGGCAUUUGUCAGUUUGAAGGUGGCUUCGGCUGGGCCGGCAUUCCAUAGGCCCAGGCGCUGAGGCCCGAGGCGGUCGCGUGUGCGGAACCAGGCAUACAUUGAAGGACAUAGGUGCUUCUGGCUUACGGUUUGACGGUUGCACUGCGGCGCCCGGGAGAAUAGGGUUAUGAUGCGGUUGCGGAGGCCGUGAGUGUGUGUGUGUGUGUGUGUGUGUGCGUGUGCGUGUGCGUGUGCGUGUGCGUGUUUGUGUGUGUGUGUGUGUGUGUGUAUGUAUGCAUGUUGGGGUCCAUGUGCGAUAAUGGUAUAGCACUACGGCACUUGAUGUGGGUGGCGGCGGCAGGGAGGCACUGGGGCCACGGUUGGUGCCUUGAUGGUGUGCGAGACAGGGAGUCGGGCCGGGGGCGGAGAGAGCGUGAGGCACAACGACCACCUGCGAUGGAGUUGUUGUGUAGGGACGUGGGGUUGCGUGUCAGCGGCAAGGCCGCGUGCCCCAAUGCAUUGGUGUGAGGGGGCCAUGUGUCACCAUACAUGUCGUGUGCAUGCGGACGCCGCAAGGCGGGUGGGGUGGCGGAGGGGUGCUGCGUAUGCCAGGGCGAUGGGGCAGGGCAAGGAGCAGUUUGGCGUCAUCCCGUAGCGUGCCGCGUAUACCUUGACGCCAACAAUCAAUGUGCAACGUCAAAGCAAGAGCGCGCGGCUGGUAUAACGCCGGAGCUAUUGUACCGGGACAUCGCUGACGACUUGCUGGCAGGCUGGUACUGGUAGUCUGCUGAUGUGCAUUCCUCGCGCUCGGGGCUCGUGAACUGCGUCAGCAGGUCCCUCUUGUAAGCAAUGCAAUGG